Messenger RNA from Menidia menidia (Atlantic silverside), 7868 nucleotides. The record is from the annotation of a GenBank genome assembly. NCBI's taxonomy places the organism in Eukaryota, Metazoa, Chordata, Actinopteri, Atheriniformes, Atherinopsidae.
AUGCCAUAUCCGGAGAGCUCGGAUCACAAGUUGUUGAAGGACUUUGGCCACUACAAAUUGCUGUGUCUCGUGAGAGAUGCUCCAAAACCACAAGUAAAGCAGAACGACAGGGAUGCACAGGUGAUUCCUUCUUCUCCUCAGACUGUUAAAAGCACUACAAUGGAGCCGUUUGGCUUGAGAAGGACUCAGUCCCUGAGGACCCUGUCUGGGUCUCAGGAGAGGUCAUGGGUCAUGCCGGCUUCAACAAGCUGGAACAGAAAGUCUGUCUCUCAGUUGGUUCAGCAUUACCAAAGUUGUGCCGACCUGAGAAGCUCUAAAAGAGCUGAGCAAAACCUCAAGGCCUCUGGAAGCUGUGUGGACGGUCGCCCACCGAGGCCGGACAGCGGGGGGCUCGCCCCGCUCUGGACAUCAGGAAGAAGCGGUACUCUGUCCAGGAGCCGCUCCAUGGACUUCCUCCCCCAGAAAGAGACCCCUGGCACCAGGGCUCUGUGCGCCCUGUUCGAGUCUAAGGCCGCCCUGCAGCAGGACUCCAGCAGCAGCCCUCAGCUCAGCACUGAGUCCACAGACGGCAGGAAAACGGGGAGAGAGCGCCCUCUGCAGGACAGGAGAGGCCACAACGCUCCCCCGAGGGACGCGCCAGUUCAGGUGAGCCCAAGCACUCAGGACUGUUUCCAAUCAGACCGUGCUAAAGAACACGACGACAAAUAUAGUCCAUCGUUAAACAAAGGGGACACUCUGACCAGACCGUCCAGAGACAGGAUAUCCACUUCCUCCACAGUGAGAGACCGAUCAGCUCUCUAUCUGUCAAGAGCGGCGGCCAUUGACUCCACAGGAGGCCCAAAACAGCCCGAAAUCAUCGGAACUCCAAGAACAAGAACUAAAAACAACAAGAUGGCUGAGGCAGCCAGCAAAAUCACAGUUUCACAACCGCCAUAUGAUGAGGACGACUUGCCCCUCCCUCCACCCCCCCCUGUACCACCAAGGCCCCUUGACUAUGAAGGAUCAGUGGCACUGACUAGCCUCCCUGUGCCGCCGCCUAAAGAAACCUUCUCCACGUUCUACCAGCAACGGCAGAAGAGUGAGCUGAAGAGGCUCUUCAAACACAUCCACCCCGACCUACGGGCCAGUCUGGAUGAUGCGGUGGAUGACGAGAUAUUGAAAGCCGUGCAGGCUGAGAGCUCUCAAGCCGGAGACGCAGCCUAUCAGUGUGAGGUGCAGUCCAUGAGGUGGAUCUUCGAGAACUGGACUCUGGACAAUAUUGGAGAUCCUCAUGGAACCAAAAAGCUGCUGGAUGAUGAGGAGUUACAGGGCGGAGAUGUCAGAAGCACCUCCUCCAUGUUUGAGCAGAUCGACAGCACCCAGUGCAGGUCUACUAAAAGACAGACCUCUGUCAGAGGGGAUGUGAGAACAUCCAUGUGGUUGUUUGAGACUCAGCCACUGGAUUCCCUCAAUAAGUCCAAGAGCGAGGAGGGGGAACUUGUCGAGGCAGUCCUUAAAGAACCUAUCCAGACGGGCGACGUCAGAGGGAAUCGGCUGCUGUUCGAGUCGAAGCCGCUGAGUGACUUGGGACGUUGUAACUCCAUUGAAGACUAUAGCUUCCUGAAAUUGAAAUCUGAGCUUCAGGAGCUAAAGGGAGAUGUCCAGACGACUGUGAAACUUUUCCAGACCGAACCCGGCUGUGCCAUCAGAGAUAAUAGCGGUAAUAUCCACGAGAUCAAAUCCAUAUGCAGGGAGGAAAUCAGCAUUGGCAAAACCAGCACUGCCCGAUGGCUUUUUGAAACUCAGCCUCUUGAUCUGAUUAAUAAGGGAAGUGAUGGAGUGAAAAUAAUACGUGGAAUAUCUCUUGAGGAGGGGCACGGAGGAGGCUUCGACAAAAAGAGGUGGAUGUUUGAAACUCAGUCAUUCGAUGCCAUUCAAGAGGCUCUGGGAGUAGACAGGUUUGAAGGAAGCGUGCCUGACUACACCGGAGAGGCAGAUGUCAUCAACAAAAGAAAGCUCUUUGAGACGCAACCGUUGGCAACUCUAAAAGGAGAUGCUGCGGAACAGUCUCCGGAAAAGGAGGCGAUAAUAGGGGGAGAUGUCAAGACUUCUCUGUGGCUGUUUGAAACUCAGCCAAUGGACGCGCUGAGUGAUAGCUGUGAAGUCGGGCGCCUGCAGAAAAUAACGCUCUCGUCCGAAGAACAAGGCGCAGUAAAGGGGAAAAAACAAAUAUUUGAGAGCAGCAUUAUUGACAAGACUAGCUUCUUCAAGGAGCAAGAGAUCGAAAAAGGGGACGUCAAGGGAUUCAAACAACUUUUUGAAACCAUUCCUUUGAGCAAAAUUGCUCAGUCUGAGGAGGCGAUUUCUGAAAAGAAGAUUACUGUGGAGGGUGGAAAUGUUAAAGCUAACAAAGAGAUGUUCGAGACAUCUCCUUUAUAUGCUAUUAAGGACAGCUCUGGAAGCCUCCAUGAGGUCACAACGGUCAGCCGAGAGGAGUCCAUCAAAGGAAAAGUAAAAAACUAUAAGUGGAUGUUUGAGACCAAGCCUUUAGAUCAGCUGGUAGAGAGAAACGUAAGUGUUGAGGUCAUCAAGGGAAUCACCAGACAGGAGGACAGCGCAGGUGAUGUCAAGAUGGCAAAAUGGCUUUUUGAAACCCAGACAAUAGACGGGAUCCAUGGCAAGUUUAAUCAGACAGAGCAAACUCCUUCUACGGAAGAAGAGCCCUGUAAAGGGGACGUCAAGACCUGUAAAUGGCUGUUUGAGACAAAACCAAUGGACAUCUUGUAUGACAAGUCAGAAAAACCAAAAGAUAAAGACUCCAUUGACAGCACCAAUGUUAAGUCCAUCACUUGGCUGUUUGAGUCCCAACCCUUGGAGAGCAUCAAAGAAUCUGAGCCCUACAAUUUGAAGCUAUGCAGCACCAUCCAGGAUCCUGUCAAAUCCGAAGUUGCCUUCCAAACUGUAAAACACCUCUUCGAAACAGAAACCUUGGAUCGAAUUCGAAAGAAUUCAGAUUCCAAACUAGAUCUGAGAUGCAUCAGUCAGGUUGACUUUCAGUCUGGAGAUGUCUCACGAGUCAAAGAACUCUUUGAGUCCCAAUCCCUCGACGAAAUAGGAUCCGAACUGGUGGCGACAUCUGGGGAGCAGAACCAGGACGACAACAUCGAAAAAGGCUCAGUGCAUAGGUUCACAUGGAUGUUUGAGAACUGUCCCAUGAACCAGAUCAACAAGGACUGUGCUGAUGCGAAUACGGAAGAAGUCGAAGUUCUCGAGAGCGGCGACGUGCAGAACAAGAAGUUCGUAUUUGAAACCUCCUCACUGGACAAGAUCCACGAGGAACCCCUGGAGGAGAGGCCGGCUUGUGUGGAGGAGCCUGUGAGCAACGUGGACGUGAAGUCGAGUACCAUGAUGUUCGAGUCCAUGCCGCUGUACGCCAUCAGAGACAAAGAGGGCCAGUUUCACGAGGUGACAACGGUCAAAAAGGAAGAAGUCAUGAGCGCUGACGUACGAGGAGCGAGGUGGAUGUUUGAGACAAAACCCCUCGAUGCAAUUAAGGAGGAGAACGAAGUGUACGUGAUCCGAGCUGUUACCCAAGAAGACGUCAAGAAAGGGGAUGUGAAAUCAGCCCGGUGGAAGUUUGAGACGCAGCCUCUGGACUCCUUCACCAGUCCAGAUGAGCCCUAUGUCAGGGUGACGGAGGACUUUGGAAGCAGUAGUGUGCAGCAGAGUAAAAAGAUGUUUGAGUCAGGCCAGUCAUGUGACAAGUUUGUCAGGAUGGUCAGCGUCACCGAUGUCCAGCGUGGAGACGUACGGACCUCCACCUGGCUCUUCGAGAAUCAGGCGAUGGACAGCCUGAGAGGGGAACCUCAGGAGCAGAGUCCCGUGAAAACAGUCCACAGGGAAGACAGCCAAAAGGGAGACGUGAAACGCUGCACGUGGCUGUUUGAGUCGCAGCAGCUGGACAAGAUCAAAGAGCACGAAGACACCUCAGUCCAAGGUGUUGAGGAGAUACCGAAAGCUGACGUGAAGUGCACAACUUGGCUCUUUGAGACCACUCCCCUGGACAAAAUCACUACGACCAGUGUGGCUGACACCCUGUUGCGCUUACAUGAAAUGGAUGUCAUUCACUCGAGUGGCAUUAUAAUAGAAGCAAUUGAGAGCAGGAGUGUCAAUAUGGCCAAAUAUCUGUAUGAAAACAAGGAGAGUGUGCAGAUCCAGAAAGAGGACUUGAUUAAGGGCAACAUCCGGAACAUCAUGCUGCAGCUCCUCCUCAAACCAACGCUCAAGCCUCAGGUUACUCUUCUGAGAGAAGCUGAAACGGGUAAACUUAACGCUACAGUAAUGGAACUUCCAGUGUUGGAGUCAGCCGCAAACAUCAGCAUAGAGAGCGAUCAAAGAAUACGAAACAUCGCCCAGACGAUUGAUGAGACGCUGAUUUAUGACGCGAACAUGAAAAAGGGAAUCGUAAUGCAGGAAACUGGGGAAGGACAGGCAGAAAUGUUGGUGUAUUCGCUUAUCAGCCACUGUGAAACCAAAACGGAGAGUCUUAUUACAGAGAAGGGGGAUGUUAAAUCUACUAUUGGAAAUCUCUUGGCCACAGCCAACAGUCAGAGGGCGUCAGCGUUUUGUAGAGUGGAUGAAAGCGAGAAGGGAAACGUGAACUUGUACAAAAGUUGCAUCGAGAAAGGAGAUCUGCAGUACUUGAAGAACCUUCAUGCCGAAGAUUCUGAAUGUGAAGCUGAUCUUGGCCUCGUGGCCAAAGAGCCGAUUGAAACGAUUGAGGGGGGUGUGAGGGAGGCAAAGAGAAGCCUCUGCCAGCAAAAGGAGCAGGUGGAGAGGACCAUUUGUGAUGUUUUGCCAGGGGAUGUGAGGAACACCAAAAGGGUCUUUUGUUCAGAUUGCGCCGCCAGUGUUGAUAGCUGUUUGCAGAAGGAAGAAAUAAUCCCUGGAGACAUCACAUCAACCAUGCAGCAACUCACUGUAAAGCCGCUUAUCUCUGUGGAGAAAGAAGAAAUUGUACCCGGUGACAUCAAGGCAACUCUGGAGUCAUUAGAACGCGCCAAGCAGCAAAGCAUGUGUGUGGAGCGGGAGAUCGUCAAACCUGGAACAAUCUAUGACAUGGACCUGUCAGCCCAGGAUCCUUUUGUAGAGGGAAACCAGUCUCAGAAAGAGGUUAUUGUAUCUGGGGACGUGAAAGCAGCUAAGAAGUCACUUGAAAUGGCCAAGCAGCAAAGCAUGCACAUGGAGCGGGAGGUCAUUAUCCCCGGAAAGAUAUACAACAUAAGCACCGGAAAGCUCUUCAACAGUGGCACAGUCAGCGUGUUCGUCCUCCUCCAGAUGCCAGCAAGCCAGGACUUAUCCAAAGUAACCUGUGAAGGACAACCAGCCAUCACAACACAGACUCCUACCCCCCGCCCUGUAGUAAAUGGAAAGUCUAAAUCAGCCGCUUCUGAAAGAGUUACUCCACCACCACCACCUGAAAAGAAUGAGAGAGCGAAGGAGCAGAAGCCGGCUUUACCGCCGAAGCCCCAGUGGAUGAAAUCUGUUGUUGUGGAAGGACCAAAUAUUUCACUAACCCCUGCUCCCAAAGUCAUCUCUCACCUGGAAGACAACAUGACAAAUGCAGUGCCUCCUCCAAAACGAAGCCCACAGAUUCCAGCACACUCAACAGAUAAACGACAAGAAAUGGCACCCUGUCAAAAAGCCAGUAAAGGGAGCUCCCGUCAAACACACUCAACCCGAACCAACGAAGGUGAAACCAAGCAGAAACAUGAAAUGGCACCCUCCACAGAGACAACAUCCGACCGCCUGGUACUAAAGUCCCACAGCAAAGAAACGGAAAUAGAGAGAAAUGUGAUCCAGAAAAUAAAUGCAGCUGAGGAGAUACAGAUGUGCAUGAAGAACCAUGCGGAGGACGGGAAACAGGAGAUGAACAUGAGUCUGCAGGCUGCGCUGCAGAACUUCGAAAGAAAGGACGGAGGGGUUUUGGACAGGGGAGCGCUGCGACCAAAGACGGUCAAAGUCAUCAACAGUACUGUUAGCGAGAACAGAGGAGCUGGCAAAACCGCUGAGGAACAACGCAAAUGCCAUCAAAACCCACCCAAGACCCAAACCUCACAGGCUUACGGUUCAGUGGAGAUGAGCCAGUCCCAGCAAAAAGCCCCCCAUCGGAAGGAAGAGGACCCUGGGGAUAAAGUGGUUAUGAGAGAGAAGAAAGGCAGGGAGACAGAGGAUGAAAGGCGACAAAGGCUGUCAGUCCACAAGGAUGAGAUCAUGAAAGGAAAUAUGAAUGCGGCCAUGGAAAUCUUUGAAAAUCUAAGGAAACGAGAGGAACUCAAAGGCGUCCUGUCUCAGGUGGAGGAGAUAGAGGGAGAGGCCUGCACGGUGGAUGACAGCCCCUCAAACACCUUAUAUGUAAAUGUCCCCUCUUGGAUGGUUAAACCAAGCAGAAAUGCCAAGCAAAGUAAAGUAGAGGAAAAGAAAGUCGAGGCAGAAGCUCAGGACGACGAUCUGGAAAGCAUCUCCUCAGUCGAGAUGGCGUUUGAAGAUCUGGAGAAGGCAAGCAAGGACAUCAUGAAGCUAAAGGAGCAGACAUUAUCUAAACUUCUCGACAUCGAGGAAACAAUAAAGAAAGCUCUCUAUUCUGUGUCCAAUCUAAAAUCUGAGGCUGACAUCGCAGGCUUGUCGGGACUGUUUGACGAGUCGCUGAAAUCCGAGCAAAAUCUUCUACCCGUCAAUAACAGGAAGAUCAGUAUUGUGUCGAGGAAAAACACAUCGGUGAGCGUGAAAGGAACGGCUGAUUCGGGUGGAAGCCUUCCCACCAAAGAAGGGCCCAAACAGGCCUGCAGCAAGCCACUUAUCCGGCAGUCUUCUCAGUCCUCCCCGUCGUUCAUCUCCAUCCACUCUGCGAGGAAGCCCUCCGAACAACCAAAGCCGGCCAUGUCAACGUUCAAACCCGACCACGUCAACCAAGACCCAAAACCCAAACCGGAGGCUUCUGAGGUCCCGAGAAAUGGCCUGGGCCCCCAGCGCAAGGUCAGCCACCUGGAGGUGAAGGCGGUGCCGGAGCCGGCGGCGGGAAUAAUCGGCACCAAGACCAUCAGCGAGACCUACGAGGAGAGCGACGGCUUCGGGAACGUCUUCGUGUCCUCCACCACCUCCACGUUUGUCACCAACCACUCCGGCAGUAAAGCGCCCGCCGUGUUUGAAGUGGUCGGCGGUCCGGCGGCAUACGAGGCCGCGGCGCCCCCUUCGCCGAGGAGACCGGGACAUCUCUUUGAAGACAAAGUUCGGCGCAGCUCCAACCAGGAAGGGACGGUCUUUGUAACGUUUUGUCAAUCUAAGGAAAAGCACUAGGAAGAGACGCCCCUCAUCCCCUGUGAUCGCAGUCCAUUAAACCAUUAAACCACAAUUAUUUCUUCUGUGUAUUUAUCCAACUGUGUUUUAAUUGAAUGUUGAUGUUAGGUCUGAACUGAUCUUAUGAGAAAAAUGUUAACUUUGAAUAGAAUUUAAAAAAACAUCUGUCUUAUAGAUUUUAUACUAUAAUCAUUGGAUAAAGUGUACCAGCUAAGCAUAUUGUUAACUUUGUAUGUUCUGUUACAUAAAAUGUCAAAUAAAUGACUGUUUUUAAAAAGUAUUCCCUCAGUUUGAAGCUCUCUGAUUGAUCACUCAAGCAUUCCAGGCUUACUCCGUCUCACUAAAUUAACAAAGAUUAAGUUUUUUCAUUUUGGGAAUGGAAAAAUUGUUUGUUCAUCUAAAACUGCAAUUUAGUACAGGUUAAACAAUAUAGCAAAACCAGUCAUUUUUUAAUCUUACGUUUUCUACAACAUUAAAAAAGUAUAUGUUAAAAGAUUCUGGAGUAGUUUUUUUCAUUUUACUUGCAGCCAAGA